Messenger RNA from Dermacentor andersoni, 1287 nucleotides. The record is from RefSeq and is a predicted model, not a curated record. NCBI's taxonomy places the organism in Eukaryota, Metazoa, Arthropoda, Arachnida, Ixodida, Ixodidae.
AUGGCGGCGCGCCCCCCGCCGCGUCGUGACGGCGGUCCGGCUGCACACGAGAACGCUACCGACGCGAUGGAGCUGGCCGAAGAGACAACCACCGUUUCGUCACCGCAGGGCCCCGUGCUCCCCGCGGCGCGGUUCCUGAAGGACCUGCCACGCCAGACUGCUCCGCGGCCGAAGCCAAAAGGGAGGAAGAAGUGGCAGAAGCAGAGAAAGGAGCCUUCUGAUGUCUCGCCUUCGUCUCCCGAGGCAACGGACGACUCGCGGCGCCCACCUGCUACCCCGGUCACACCUAGACUGCCUGCAGCGGCAGUGCAGAGGAGACGCCACCUGCCCAUGAGCCAACGUCAGAUGGCUUUUCUGGUGCAGUCGAAGGGAGAGAGGCGGCGUGCACGGGCCCUGGGGAAUGCUGCGCUCCCGGUGGACCCUGCGGUCGUCGGUACGGUGCUCUUACGUCCCUCGGCGCCCGGCGUGGCCUUCCGAGGAGCACCGCGCCUCGCACAUGCCGCGGCCCUCUCUUCGCGGCCCGGUGUAUCAGCGGUUCGCGUCAACCACAGGCGCAACAUCGUGGCCGCCGUCACCACAACCCAGGAGUGCCUGGAGGGGUUGCUUAAGCUUACCGAGCUGCACGCGAUCCCUGUGACUGCCCGACUACCGGCCGAGCGCGGCAAGAGCACCGGCUUCCUGCACGGGGUGAGCGGGCUGCCUGCAGACACGUACCUACUGGGAGCCAACGAGUCCAGUAUCCCUGUGCUGUCAGCAACGAUGCACGGGAGCACCGUCACCAUCCGUUUAGCGGGACCGGUUCCCCCGGAGUACGUACGCCUCUUCAAGCUCGGCUUCAGGGUGAGGCCAGCCAGGCCCCGUCCAGUACAGUGUCGGCAGUGUGGCCACUACGGGCACGUCCUGGAAUCCUGUCAGUGGCCGACUGACUGCAUCUCCUGUGGCAAAAGCCACUCUGCGAACGUCUCCUGCCAGACCGUACGCUGCAGGAACUGCGGGGGCUCCCACAGGGCGGACACUCCUGCUUGCCCCAAAUGGCAGGAAGAACGCAAGGUGACCACAAUCAUGGCUUCCUCCACCUCGCCAUUGUCGAGGCGCGCUGUCAGGGCCGUAGUCCGCGAGGAGCAGCGACCGCAGCUGUCCUCACCUCUGGCGCGGUCCUAUGCCAGCGCGCUAAGGGCCCCAGCCCGGCACCCAGGCCUCCGGUACCUACCCCUCGUGCCUCCCGCCGCCAGCAGACACAGGACACUCCCGCGCCUCCUGCGCAGACUACCGUGGAUGAGCUGGUAG